Pocillopora verrucosa is the source of this 2076-nucleotide messenger RNA. RefSeq lists its product as uncharacterized. Gene Ontology annotation, molecular function: dynein intermediate chain binding. Lineage: Eukaryota; Metazoa; Cnidaria; Anthozoa; Scleractinia; Pocilloporidae. Gene Ontology annotation, biological process: microtubule-based movement. Gene Ontology annotation, cellular component: cytoplasmic dynein complex; cytoplasm. The record is from RefSeq and is a predicted model, not a curated record.
UUAAUGAAAAACCAAAAAGGAAACAAAUUAUGAGCUAAUCAAAAGACUGAUAUCGGUAUUUGAAGCUCGCAAAAUCGUGUAAGUUUUCGCCUUGUUUCAUCACGUUUCUAAUUGGAGGGAAAUCUUUGGAUAAUGAGUAACAAGACUGGGACAAGAAGUCCAGCGGCAAGAUUAAGAAGUCUGGCUUUGAGUAGGUCUGUUGGUAGACCAAAACUACGAAAAGCUUUGUCGGUAAACAGCGAAAGUGAGCUAUUAAAGGCAGUCGCUGGGACUUCACUUACGACAGGCAAAGAUUUCGGCGUGAGCAAAACCCCGCCUUUACAAAGGAAAGCACUAAGUGCCUCUGAAAAUGUACUUUCAAUCAAGUUACAAGCCAGUUCAUUUAAGGAAUACGACAGAGAAAUCACGACUUCAAGCAACCAUGCGGAAAACGUCGGUAAACAGCCAAGGAGUGGCAAAGAGUAUCAAAAAACAAACAGUUUGGAUCGUAAGGAUUUAAACUCGAAAAUACAAGAGAUAAUUCGCCAGAGUUUGUCUGCGCACCUCGAAAGUAUGGAAUACAAUCACGAAAUCUGCGGCAGCAAGUGUAGAACUAUAAGCCAAUCAAUAGAGAAAGGUGUCAAAUCUCUUUACAAUACUCAAUACAAAAUUACAGCUCUGGUUUACAUCGGCGCUAUUCGAGACCGAGGAAUUGAAAUCUCUAGCCAAUGUGUUUGGAAUCCGAAGACAGAUAACUUUGCGAUGGCAACACUUGACACCAAUUCGCUGUUUGCAACAGGGAUUGUUUUUGCUACGUUAUUCAAUGAUGACUAGAUGUUUGCCCGCCGAUUUUUAGUUCGUGAGGGAAUCUUGGCUCUCCCGCAGGAGAUGUUAUUAUUUUUUCACUUCAAAAAUAUCAACAAUAGAAAGAAACAGUGGGAGACAAGUUGAAAGAGUUAUUCAUUGAUAGGGAGAUAAUUGAUGGUGCGAUUAAAAUUAAAAAUGAGAAUGCUGUUGUAAAUUGUUUGAAAAUAGGCAGCGAGGCGCUUCAUUAAUCUUAAUUGUUUCUCAAGGUUCAAUAUCUCAGGAGAACAAAGAACUAAGUUCUCGAGUCCUUUCUUUCAAAGAAAGUCAUGAAGUGUAAAUGGUCAGAACUUUUAAUUUCAGUUUUAAGUUUUCAAUGUCAGUAUUUCGAGACUGCGUAGAACCAACAGGAGUUUUACAGUUUAUCGUAUCAAACUCAAUAAACAAAUUAAGGCCAUAUUCUAAAGCCAAAAUGCAUUUGUGCAACCUAUUUGGAUAAUUUAUUCACGUUGAAUCCACUGUUUGACUUUUUCGAAAGCGAGACUCAUCCACUGUGAAAAGAUUGAAAGUUUAUUCAGUUGACUCUUCAUGGUCCUUAGUGAGUGGUUCUUUUAAAGACAAAACAAAUGAUGGACAGGCAGACAAAGAAUCGCAAACAUCUCGGAUUUACUUCAUGUAAGUCAGAUAUCGUACAUUUUUGUUCUUGGACAUUAUCUGUUCCUCAAAGCUCACAAGUUUCCUCGAGCUUCGCUCUCAGAACUGACUGUUCGCAUCUUGUUUUGGAUAAUGUCCGCGGACAAACCGCCGCGCAUGUUAAAUGGAGGCUAUUGUUUAUAUUUCCCAAUAGGCAAUAUUUCUUCGAAACCAGAGGAAAACUCAAACGAACUGAAAAACAGGAAAAAGUCUAACAGAACCCAGUUGUUCAAAGGAGAGAUAAUUCUAUUCAACGGAUAAAUCGCUAUCCAACGAACAAGUUGUAAACAAAACGUACUGCGUUAUCCACUGAAUAGAGAUUGAUCAAGCACCAUUCACCUCCAAUUCGGUGAAUAAUUACUAGUUCUUCCAUUGAUAGGACUUUUCCUACCCUAUAUCAGCAAUUGGUGCACCCGGGGGUGGAAGUAACGGAAACAGUUAAAUAAAUUUGUGUACCGCUUUCUCAUGUCUGAAGCUCUAUAUGUGGCCACCGACAACCUGGCGCUGUAUAUUGGCUGGUCUCUGAGUUGUCUGCCAGAUGCAGCUGGAGAGCAAUUCAGCGCCCCCCUUCUCCAAUAAGCUAUCCCUUAUAAGCGCCAA